This is a messenger RNA of Eleginops maclovinus (Patagonian blennie), 2968 nucleotides long. RefSeq names its product minichromosome maintenance 10 replication initiation factor (gene mcm10). Gene Ontology annotation, cellular component: nuclear replication fork; nucleus. NCBI's taxonomy places the organism in Eukaryota, Metazoa, Chordata, Actinopteri, Perciformes, Eleginopidae. Gene Ontology annotation, molecular function: single-stranded DNA binding; DNA replication origin binding. Gene Ontology annotation, biological process: DNA replication initiation; DNA replication. The record is from RefSeq and is a predicted model, not a curated record.
UAGCGCCAGUUUCGACUUCUCCCUCUCGCUGCAGGCAGCAGCUUGUAAAUAAGACUAGAUUCAUGUGUAAUUGUGUCUAAAAUAACCUGUUACUUCUAUCAAACUACGCAGAGGGCUGCGUGGUGACAAAGCAACAUAUUGACAGCUUGGACGUAGCUGUAAAAGUUGCAAUUGAGCUAAUACAGGACACAAGGCUGUAACAGCGGAACCAGAGAUCAUCUGAAAUCAGCCCCAUCACCAACAUUCCCUAAAAUGGACAGCGAGGAUGAUCUGGACAUUCUGACGGCACUGCUGGCUGAGAAUGAGGGGGUCGAAGAAGAACAGGGGGGUCAGGAGCAGGCAGACGACUUGGAUGGCCUGUUUGACGGCGACGGUGGGGAGGAGGAAGAGUACAAGAUGGCUUACAGGAGGAAAAAGCAAGAUGUGGAGUCAGAAGACGUAAUGUCGGAUCUUUUUGGAGACGUGGAUGACAUUGAAAAUGAAGGAGAAGACACUAAAGGAAAUGAGAGCCUCAACAAGUCCAAGGAGGACUUGCAAGAUGAGCUGAGGCAAAUGCAGGAGAAGAUGCAGCGGUUGCAGCAGCAGCUGGAGGCGAGUCAGAAGAUUUCCACGCCAUCUUCCACUCCGGUCAAGACUGCAGGAUGCUCAGCUGCUCCCAAACCAAUAACCUCCAAACUGCCCCAGGCCAAGAAGACCAAGACACAAGCAGCAGCAGCACCUGUCUCCACUCCUGUCAGAGCAGGAGGUCCGAAGGUCAAGGAGUCCUCUGACUUUUGUGAUCAGCUGACAAAUGCUGACUCGUUCAAACGCAAACCCAGGGUAGCUCAUCCCAAAGCCAGCACAUCACCAGAAGAACGAGGUCCUCUGGUGGAGAUAAAGCUCGGCGGCACCUUCCAGCCAGCAGAGAGCAGCAGCAGUAAGCGUCUCAGUCCCGCCUCUCAGAGCAGGCCUGGCCCGGCUGCUUCUUCUCUCCUUCCACUUCCUAAGGAUGUGGCUGUGGAGAAAUACUCAGGACUCCGUCUCAGGAGACCGCGAGUUUCCUCCAGCGAGAUGGACCGCAAGAUGGCCGACCGGCGUCUGAUCCGCCUGUCGCAGGUGCCGGAGCGCAUGGCUCGGGAGAAGCUUGAGGAUAGCGACUGGGUGACGUUUGCUGUGCUUGUCAACAAGGCCACACCACAAAGCAACAGCAGUGGCAAAACCUUUAGCAUCUGGAAACUGAACGACCUCCACAACCUGGAAGUGUUCGUGUCUCUGCUGCUGUUCGGUGAAGUUCACAAAGAGCACUGGAAGACGGAGCCGGGCACCGUCAUCGGACUCCUCAACCCGAACCCCAUGAAGCAGAAAGAAGGAUAUGACGGGGUGAGCCUGACCGUGGACAACCCACAGAAGCUGUUGCUGUUGGGGGAAGCUCAGGACUUCGGCACCUGCAAGGCCAUGAAGAAGAACGGAGACCCCUGCUCUCAGAUGGUCAACCUGUACGAGUGCCAGUACUGCCAGUAUCACGUCAAGGCCCAGUAUAAGCAGAUGAGCUCAAAGAGGGCCGAGCUGCAGUCGGCUUUUUCUGGAAAAGCUCCCAACAAGAUGAAGGGGAAGGGGGGGAGCCUGAAGGAGCGGCUCUGUCAGGACGGCUUCCACUACGGCGGGGUGUCCUCUGCCGCCUGCGCUGCCUCUUUAACGUCGAACAAAGGCAACCAAGGAACCCAGAAGACUCUGGACAAGCUGUUUGUGAAAGGCUCGGCUAAGCAGCUCAAUCAGGCCAAGAGGCUGGCCAUGCAGUCCGGGGAAGUUUCAGGAUGUUCAAAUGAAUUUAAGAGCCUGCUGUCAACGCCGACACCCGGAGCUCUGCAGCUGAAGAAGCACUUGGUACACGGCGGCCAAUCAGUCCCCAAAAACGGAGAUUCAGCUCCAUUUCAGUCCAUCACCGCCUCCUCCCUGCUGAAGGAGCAGAAAGCCAAGCAGCGGGAGUUCCUGCAGAGCCGCCUGCGGAGGCCAGAGCCGAUCCAGAAGAAGGUGCAGAGCUCAUUGGGGCCCGGGCCGUCCUCCUCACUGAUGUCCCCCAAAGCAGCCUCCGAGGCCACAAUGAGCCCCGCCACUCCCCACACCCCGACCCUGGGCCGAGGCUUCUCCGAGGGGGAGGACAUCCUCUUUUUUGACGGCAGCCCGCCUCCGGCUCCCGCCCCCAUCGCUCUCAGUCUAUCAGCCGCCAAGCUGGCUGCUCUGAGGAAGCUGAAAGCCAAAGGGUCGGGACUUAAAAAGGAAGACCCCAACGCUGUGAAGAGGAAGAGGAGCAACAGCAGCGAUAUCAACGCCCGGCUGGAGAGGAACCUGACCUCAGCCGAAGCUGAGGAGGAGGAGGAACCAGCUGAGAAAAAGAAGCGAGAUCAGCUCCUCUACAUCCAGUCAGACGAAUUUCAAAAGAUCCUAAAUGCCAAAUCUCGCCAUGAUGCUGCGCUGCAGGCGGCGGAGUACCAGAUGCAGGAGAGCUACUUUGAUCCUCUGGUGAAGAAAGAGCAGAUGGAGGAGAAGAUGAAGGGCAUCAGAGAGAUGAAGUGUCGCGCAGUUACUUGUAGAAAGUGUAAGUACACCUACUUCAAACCGGCGGAUCGUUGUGUAGAGGAGAACCAUGAUCUGCGGUGGCACGAUGCCACCAAGCGCUUCUUCAAAUGUCCCUGUGGACAGAGAUCCAUCGCUCUGGACAGACUGCCAAACCAACACUGCAGUAACUGCGGUCUGUUUAAAUGGGAGCGUGAUGGGAUGCUGAAGGAGAAAAAGGGUCCGAAGAUCGCCGGAGAGCUUCUCCAGCCUCGAGGGGAGGAGCACGGAAAGUUCCUCAACAGCAAUUGACAGCGGCAGGAGUUCUCUUUGUAAUUUAAGCAUUUUAGGAUUUUUGUAUUUGUAUGAAUUAUGUUUAUAACAUUAUAGGUUUAUCUUGAUGAAGGUUUGAUUUCAAAUAAGUCGAUUAAAGCUU